Girardinichthys multiradiatus is the source of this 1898-nucleotide messenger RNA. It is a transcript of the gene ubtd1a, whose product is annotated as ubiquitin domain containing 1a. The record is from RefSeq and is a predicted model, not a curated record. Bases 518 to 1219 code for a protein of 233 amino acids. Lineage: Eukaryota; Metazoa; Chordata; Actinopteri; Cyprinodontiformes; Goodeidae. The transcript is spliced from 5 exons. Gene Ontology annotation, molecular function: protein binding.
ACGUGACAUAAACAUAGCAGCUUGUCUGACCUCACAGGAACAAGCAGUGCUGAGCUGUCAUAUUAACCCAAGAUCAUUACUCCUUUCAUGCACUCUUCACUCGUUUUUUUUAAGCUCCAUCAAAGACAUUGAUUGUGACAUAUGCUAAACAUGAUUUAAAUGCUUUACAUUUUCCUCCCUGCUCUGGGACACAGGGACAGUGAUGGGAGGCUGUGUGGGGAGGAGCAGGAUGGAUGGACAAGGGAGUGCCCAUGGCUCCACAAGGAGCAAAAAACGUGGAGAGGGGUUCAAACAGGAGAAGCUGGUGGCAUUUCUAAGAAACUGGGGAAGUGUAACAACAGCUAAAAGAGCCCCGAAUCUCAGCCGGCUCUUUGAGAUGAACUAGAUAGGGCGGAUCAACAUUAUUCAGCGGAGGCAGAGAGGACUCUCCACCUUCCUCGAGGUCAAGCUCUCUGACUCAUUUUUGUGGACUUUUUGAUGCACAGUAGCUUGAUAAAACUCAGACAAAAAAGCAGCAAUGGGGGUGCCCAACUCCAGAGAAUGCAACUAUUAUCACCCUCCAAAUGCACCCUUCAAGAUUUUAUUCAGAACACGCAAUGAGCCUCUCAAGAAAGAGCGUCCUAAAUGGAAGAGUGAGUACCCAAUGACGGAGGGCCAGCUGAGAAGCAAGAGAGAUGAGUUUUGGGAUACAGCUCCUGCCUUUGAUGGACGUAAGGAGAUCUGGGAUGCACUCAGAGCGGCAGCCCUAGCUCUGGAGUGCAAUGACCUGGAGCUGGCUCAGGCUAUAGUGGAUGGAGCCUGCAUCACUCUGCCCCACGGAUCUCUAACGGAGAGUUAUGAUGAACUGGGAAACCGCUACCAGCUCCCAGCAUACACUUUAGCGCCGCCUGUCAACCUCAUCACUGAAUCAUCUGGUGAGAGCAAACUGUCUGAGAGCGCACAAAAACAAGCUCACCCUCCACAGUGUAGAGAGGAGUUCCAGCUGCGGGUGCGAUUAUCAACAGGUAAGGAUGUCCGUCUGACAGCCAGCCUGGCGGACUCCAUUGAUGUCCUGAAGAAACAGUUGGAAAAACAGGAGGACAUCAAGGUGAUCCGUCAGCGGUGGUUCUUCUCCGGGAAGCUUCUGACGGACAAGACUUGUCUCCAAGAUGCCAAGAUCCAAAAGGACUAUGUCGUCCAAGUGAUUGUCAAUAUAAAUCCUUCUGUCCUGCCUAACUGAUGGGUGAUGAAAAGAUUAAGGACGUGCCAGAGAAGGCUGCAGGAACAGGAGCAGGUUUCCAGCAAAGGAAUUUUAUGUACAUUUUAUAUAAUAAAUUAUUGCUUUUAUAUUGCUCCUUUUUCUAUUUUUCCUUUUUUCCAAAUAAAGAUAUAUUAUUGAAAAGCACUAAAACACUUUAGGUGAUGAUAGAGCCCUAAGAUGCACAUCCCAGUGUUUGUCUGUCUGUUUGAAGAUCUCGACUCGCAGCUCUAUUGUUUACAUGGGUUCCUCCCCUCGUCUUGUUUGUUUGUACUUAUUAAUGUUGAUGAAUUAAACACAACUCAGCUAAGGAGAACUAAUAAGGAAAAUCUACUCUCUUUCUUUUUGUCAAGUAGAUGAGUAAUUACACCUGUACAUAUCAGAUUAAGUGUGGUUUGGUCAUUUAACUGUGUGAACAGAACAUUUUCUCUAGACACCAUAGAGCCACUGAGUAUAACCAAGGACCUUUUUAUGAGGUAGAAAGAGAUGGCCGGAUUUGUUUUUAGUUCAUUUCAAACAACUGUGCAAACAUGCAAUAGUUUUCUGUCUAAAAUUAUGCUGACUGUACUGUCAUUAGUUAAUAAAUGUUAUAAAUUUAAACUUAUCUCCUGCUUUUGAAAAUGUAUUAUAUCACUAUAAAAUGAUACAUUUAUCGAUGGUU